Molecule: messenger RNA, 213 nt
Organism: Hepatospora eriocheir
Lineage: Eukaryota; Fungi; Microsporidia; Hepatosporidae
Source: the annotation of a GenBank genome assembly
AUGCAAAAAUGCGAUAGAAAUCUUAAAACUGAUAUUAAACAACAAGAUAAUGAAUUUUUAGUUGAUAAAUGGUUCUGGUUAAUGAUAUUAUUAAUUUUUAUAAUUAGCAUUAGUAUUUUUAUUGUUUUAAUUUCAUUAUAUCUUUUUUUAAGCACUGAAGAAAAUACUUCUGCAUCAAAUAAUCAAAUUUCUUCAGUUGGAAAUUCAAAUUAG